AUGUCUCAACUUACGAUUCUCUUUGUCAUCGCCGCGGCGUAUGGAGUGAUUGCUGAGGAUGUGAGGAAAGACGACUCCGCUACAGACUCUCGUGCUUCACAGAGUGGAUUAGUUGGUUAUGGUGUUCCUCUUGGUGGGCUUGGUGUUGGCAACGGACUCGUUGGAGGCGGUUGGGGUCUCGGCGUGCCCACAGCGGGCCUCUCGGCCGGAUCUGGCCUCGUGUCAACGGGAGCAGGACUCAUCGGUGGUGGCGGUAACCUGAACAACGCCGCUGCCGCCGGUGUGGCUCAGCUCAGUGCUAUUCAGAACGCCCAGGCCGUGCAAGCCGCCCAGAUCGCUAACGCCGCCGCCGCUGCCAUCCAAGGCGCUCGUGUCACCGAAGCCGCCGCCCGCGCCGGACAGGCUAACGCCAUCCAGAACGCUCAGGCAUUAGACGCUGCGCGUUUGGCCAACAUUCAGAGAGCUCAAGCUGCCGCCUACGAAAACGCUCGCGCUGCCGAAGCAGCGAGACGUGCCUCCGCCGCCGCCGCCGCUGAAGUCGGACGCGCCGUAGAAGCCGAACGCGUCGCUAACGCCGCCCGCGUCCAAGCCGCCGCUAUCGCCAACGCCCGUGCGGUGGAAGCUGCCCGUAUCGCGAACGCGGCGAGAGCUCAGGCUGCCGCUAUUGCAACCAGUGCCGCUCAGGCGCAAGCCGUCGCUGACACAGUCGCGAGGAACGCUGGAGCCGGUGGUCUGUUGCUCGGCAACGGAUUAGGUUUAGGUUAUGGCAACGGCGCAGUCAUCGCCGCCGCUCCCAUAGCUGUAGGCAGUGCCAUCCCAGUGGGAAUCGCUAACCUCGGCGGUCUCGGACUCGGUAACGGCCUCGGCCUCGGCGGAUGGGGACUCGGCUCUUACGGCCUUGUCGGUGGCUAUGGAGGCAAACACUAAACUAAUAAAUAAUUUAACGAUUUACGCCAUUAGGGAAGUCACCAAAAAAUUAUAGAUAGAAUAAUCAAUUUCUACAACCAUUUCUACAUCUCGGUCGAAGGAAAUGGUUAGCGGCAAAUUAAUAUUAAGUACUGGUCGUGUAAAUAUAAUAUUA
Maniola jurtina (meadow brown) is the source of this 1081-nucleotide messenger RNA. Its product is annotated as glycine, alanine and asparagine-rich protein-like. The transcript has 3 exons. NCBI's taxonomy places the organism in Eukaryota, Metazoa, Arthropoda, Insecta, Lepidoptera, Nymphalidae. The coding region runs from base 1 to 927 and encodes 308 amino acids. The record is from RefSeq and is a predicted model, not a curated record.